AUGACUUCUGUUAACAAGAUCCCCAAGGAAAACUUAAUGCUCGAUCCUUUCGAGGAAAACAGCCAUUGUGAAACUUUGACUUCCCAAGCCUGCCUCACCGCCAGAGACGUGGCUAUAGCGUUAAGCAUUCCAGAACCAAAGCUUGUUGUCAUUGCCUCUAUCUUGGAGUCUAUGGCUUGCCUCCUUCCUAGAAAGGCUCCCGCUUCGUUCGUUUCGGCUUUUGUUAAGUUACUUGUGGCCCACAUUGCCGAUAAUAAGCUUUUUGAGGGCUUGGUGAAGCGCUUUCGGGAGGGGGUGCCCCCAGAGUGGAAUCUGCUUCUCCGUGGCGAGAGGCUAUCCAGCGUAGGCGCCAUCUCCUCAGUCUGGAACCAUUGUGCUGGCCAGCCCGAGCUUACUUUGAACGAGAACCUAGCUUUCAUUACCUGUUUUGUGGAGAGCUUACCUGAAAUCUUACAGGCGGUGGGAUUAGUGCCCAGAAAAGAUGUGGAGGAGUUGGACACGGACGUGCCGGCCGGCUCCAUUAGCUCCAAAUACGCCAAGGAAUCCAAGGCUGGGUCUACGGUGAACUUGACAAAAUUGGCACAGCUUGUUCUUCGUGACGACAUUGGCGAUGUGGGGACCUUGUGCAUCUUGCAUUCUGCCAGGGCAACUGGUGAGAUUCUUACUGCCGCCGGUAAAACCAACGACCUUCCUGAAAAUAAAGCUGCCAGACGUAUCUCAGCCUAUAUUUUGGAAAGGCCUUAUUUGGUGUACUUGGCUUUGAGGGGACUGGCGCCUGGAGCGUUAACCAUUAUAGAGAAGCACUACCAAGCGCAGUCAGUGUCCUUCGAUCUGGCUAUCGAUGAUCCUCCUUUCUUCAUCAGUAGCUUGUUGUGUCAUGGUGCCAAGUUCAACUUCUCCAGCUUCCCCGUUCUUUACAAGUGUGUUGAACUUGCUUCAGAGAGAAUCGAGGCCUUAGCUUUCCACAAUACCACUGGCUUGUACAAAUUGCACAAUUCCAGGGCUCGGAGCAUGUCCCUUCUCGCCACUUUAUGCGAUGCUAUUUAUUUGGUCAGCCGGAACAUAGGUAUUCAGUUUGGAGAGAUGUUCGAUCAGGUCCCUCUUUUCCAAAAUAUCUUCAACUACUCCACACUUCCACCCUACCCCAAAUUAAACAGCUACUUGCCAGCAGGUAGCAACAUGCCACCUGCGGCUCCUGAACUCGAGCACUUGGGCCCUGUUUUGAUGUUGGGAUCGUUGGUCUCUUCUUUGGGAUGCCUUAUACGUGCAGCCAGCAUCGUGGCGACCUAUGAGAUUCGUGAAGUUACAAAGCAAGAGGGGUUAGCCUCAAGUCUCAAUGAUAAGUUGACAACCUACCGUGUUGAGAAAGUAGUUGCGAGUAUCAUUGCAGCCACGGUAGCUCUCGACUCGACUGAAGGGUUGCCAUUGAAUGCCUUGAUUAGGAGGGAUUGCAUUGAGUCAUUGAACAAGCUUUUGUUGUUCUGCAGAAAGCAUACCACAGAAGAGGCCAAUUUGGAAGGUGAAGUCUUUUGGGUCACUUUGUUCAAUAUGGCGAAUGAUGUAUGCUACAGCGACAUCGCCUUGUCGCCCGUGAUAUUGCAGACCUUAGAUAUGCUCGUCGAAAAGGUCGAGCUCGGCGACUGUGAAGAUUUGGUAAAAUCUGCUUUGGUACCAUUGUAUGCUACGUUCGAUGACGGGAAAGUGUCUUACCCAAGUACCAGCAGUAUCAUUGAGUGGGAUAUAGAAGGGUGUCAGUUGGUUUCUGUGCCUCGAGGAGAAUACGAGUUCCUCAACGCAGAAAGCGCGGGUGCUUCUAUCAAAUCUCCAGGAGGUGGAUCUGUGGCCAAGAAAAGCUCAGAAAUUUCGAAGAAGAAAUGA
Molecule: messenger RNA, 1878 nt
Organism: Candidozyma duobushaemuli
Lineage: Eukaryota; Fungi; Ascomycota; Pichiomycetes; Serinales; Metschnikowiaceae
Product: PASTA domain-containing protein
Exons: 1
Coding region: 1-1878 (625 amino acids)
Source: RefSeq, a predicted model, not a curated record